CCAGCGGUGAUCCCACGCCAGCUUCCCACCACGAGGCCUCAGAAACCCCCUGGAAACAGUGGUCCCCCGGGCAGCGACGGCCGGUGCAGCAUCACGUUGUAACAGUCAGUGUGGAGCAAUUGCAGCCAGAGGAAUGGAGCCUGGAUCCCUUUUAGCUCAUAUGCUAUCAACAAAAUUGUCAACUACAAUCUCCGUAACAGGUUAUUUAAGUAGGAAACGCAGCUGGAUUGCAAAUCCCUGGCAGAAUGUGCAGCACUGGCAGACAGAAAAGUGAUAACGUAAUAAUGCUAGAAUGGGGUUUUUAAUCCAAGCAAAUCUGCUUGAGAAGCUAUUGUGAGAGAAUUAGCACAGGAUGGGCACUGUGCUGCCAGAGAGACCUCUCUUUAAUAAUCUGGUGAGGAUUUUUCUUUGCUCCUCUCUCUCCCAAAUCUACAGAGCAUCAGCGUGAUGAGGAAAACAUGAUAGAAUUUGUUACGCAUGCCGCUGAGAGUGACUCUUCCAUGGGAAACUCUCCUCCGUUGCUUUUUCAUUUGUUCCAUUUAUAACAACCUGCCAGGAAGGAUACGCUGCCACAAGGUCACCAGUUGCCUGCCCGGGACAGAGCAGGGCCAUCUGCCCCACGCAGAUGUCCGAGGGCAGCAGCACCUUCUCCCAGUUUAAGCCAAGAGCAAAGGGAGGAGGCAGCACUUGCUGAGCUGAGCUUGGCAUGGCUCUGGAGGGAGGAGGAAGCCAGGGCUGGGAGCAGUUUGCUGGAAGCUGCGUUGCAUCCCAAGACCGUGGGGACAUUUCAGUGGAAACGGAGAGCAGAAUGAAAGGUGCCUCAGAUAUGGUGAGCCGCUGAGGUGCAGCUUUUCUGUUGUCAGAGGAAAGCUUGCUCUUAGGGAUUCAUUAACAAACGUAACCUUGGAUCCCUCUGGGGAAGUUCGUUCCUCAGAGCCCUACAGUUAGGAAUGACAAAUGCUCCUCUGUGAAGGAAACCCUGGUGAAAUGUUUUCAGCAGCUCCACUGGGCUUCUGCUCCUCUAGACUGGACGAACACUGUCUUUGGAAGGGCCCGGGAAACAAAUGAGAGCCACCUGUUUGGAAAAUCCUUGCUGAGCUGAACAGGAAAUAAAAACUAUCUACAGGCAUUGCUAGUCCAGCAGAUGAAAUUUAAUAAAGAGGUAUGCUCUUGUCAAGACACAAUUUAAAAAUUCAGUAGAAAAGUGCUUAAAACGGACAGAUUUUCAUGGAUAGAGCUGUGGGAUUACAUUGCUAAUGUCCAUUACCUUCCACGGGGUUUUCUUAGAGGGGCAAAACCGAGGAGUGACUACGUGUCUUCCCAUCCUGUUUGGUUAAAAUGCCAAUGGGAGAGGGAAAGACUCUGUUACUCAUUAGACUAAUCCACACAGUGCCAGUACUCCUGCAGCAAUGGCUCAGCUUGGUGCUCUACAGCCCCUGACAGGGUGACCUCGCUCAUGAACAGCACUGUGUCUCGUAGGAAAAUAAUAAAUGAUCACACCUUUUUUUUUUUUUCUGUCUGCAGACAUGACAAAGCUUUCAGGAUGCCAAAAAGUUAUUCUCAAAUGAUCGCGGAGUGGCCCAUAGCCGUCCUGGUGCUGUGUUCAGUGACAGCUGUGGUUUGCACUUUAGCUGGCCUGCUUGUUGGAAAUUUGCCCGACUUUUCAGAACCCUUAAUGGGUUUCGAGCCACGAGAUACUGACAUUGGCAGAAAGCUCGUUGUGUGGAGGAAUGUAGAGAGCCACACAGGCUACAAGAAGACCUUUUCCCUUUCUCCCUAUGCUGAGAAGAAAAGCUAUGAUGACAUUGGCAUUAGCAGAGGACAGAAGGCUGCCCAGGGAGAACAAGAAGCGAGGACACGGAGAAUGGUGGAACAAAUCUACGGAGCGGAUGGUUUCUUUUGUGGUCCCCCAGAAAAGAGCUAUUCCCAGCUGGUAUUUAUGUCCACGACUGCUGGGAGUUUAUGGAACUUGCAAGCUAUUCAGUCCAUGUGUCAAAUUGAACAAGACAAGAUACGCUCACAUGUCCACUUUAGAGACCUCUGCCAACGUACUGAAGCCAACGAAUGCUGCCCAAGCUGGUCUCUGGGGAACUACAUUGCUGUCCUGUACAACAGGUCAUCUUGUUUGGACAUAACCCAAGGAGACAUCUCCCAUACCCUGGCCCUCCUUCGUGCCUGUGCUCCAGACUACCACAAAGGCAUCCUCACUCCGUCUUGCAUAGGCCCUGAGUCUGCGAGACAGAAACACUCUCAGUGUGCCAAAGUCCCAGAGAAAUGUACCCGCUUCAAUGCCAUUUACCAGCUUCUUCACUUCUUGGUCGACAGAGACUUUCUUAGUCCCCAGACGAUGGAGUACCAAGUGCCAUCUCUCAAAUACAGCCUGCUCUUUUUGCCUACAAGGAAAGGUGCAUCUAUGAUGGGGAUCUACUUAGACAAUCUUGAAUCCUGGGAUCUGUUUGAUAACUAUACAUCUAUCACUGGAAUGGACCUGGGCCUUAAACAGAAACUAUUCCAGCACUAUCUUUUACUGGAUACUAAGUAUCCAGUCCUGGCAAUAUUAGCUAUUUUUCUAAGCAUUUCUUUUUAUUUACGCUCAGUCUUUAUUACCUUGAUGGUCCUGCUCGCUGUUGUCAGCUCUUUAAUGAUCUCCUACUUCUUGUACAAGGUGGCCUUCAGAUUCACCUAUUUCCCUUUUGUAAACCUGACAGCAGUCGUCAUUCUCAGCAGCAUUUGUGCCAACCACACCUUUGUCUUCUUCGACCUCUGGAACCUCAGCAAGAGCCAGAACCCUUCCGCUGGGCUUUCCCAGUGGGUGAGUCAAACCAUGCACCAUUUUGCGUAUCUCAUGCUGGCAUCGUGCUUCACAAUGGGUGCUGCCUUCUAUGCCAGCUACAUUAGCAAUAUAAUAGCCAUCCGCUGCUUUGCUAUUUACAUGGGCACCUCCGUGCUGGUGAAUCUGGUAUUCAUGAUGACUUGGCUCCCUUCUUCGGCUGUGCUGUACGAGCGCUACAUAGCAACGACCUGCGUUUACAAGCCAGAAGAUUACUGGAACAACACCGGCCACAAGAGAGUCGCUCUCUCCCUCCAUUAUGUUCUCAGGGGUCUCCAGAACACGCUGUCUGAAACCUCCAAGCUGCUAUUUGAAAAGCUUCUGCCUUGUGGGGUCAUCAAGUUUCGGUACAUCUGGAUCUGCUGGUUUGCUGCCUUAGCGAUAGGAGGUGCUUACAUUUCCUGUUCCAACCCAAAACUCAAGCUCCCGACUCUCGAGACAUCAUCUGUCCAGGUGUUUAGACUGAGCCACCCCUUUGAGAGGUACGAUUCUGAGUACUGCCACCAGUUCAUGUUUGAGAGGCUGGAGCAUGGAGAAGGGCAGCGUAUGCCUGUCACGAUAGUCUGGGGCAUUCUGCCCGUGGAUAACGGGGACCAUUUCAAUCCAAAAAGCAAUGGCACCCUGGUGUCAGACAUCACCUUCACAAUCCAAAACCCUGAUGCCCAGAAGUGGCUCCUCGAAUUCUGCCAAAAAGUGAAGAACAAAACUUUCUAUUACCCCGAUGCAGAGCAGAAAUCUACUGUGUGCUUCAUGGAGGAGUUCCUCAGGUGGAUGGACAGUCGCCAGUGCUCCCAGAGAGACCACAGCUUCAACCUUUGCUGUAACCAGUUCUCCUUCCCUUAUGGAAGCGAAGUCUUCCUACACUGCAUCAAAAUGAUGCUCCUGGAACAAGGCCGGGAAGGGGCAGAAACGUACGAUCUGGGCCUCAGGUUUGACGGGGAGGGAAAUCUCGCUGCCUUAGUGCUGCAGUUUCAAACUAUUUAUCACUAUAGCUUCAACUACAGCAAAGCCAAACAAUUCUAUGAGGAAAUCAACCUCUGGGUAACAGAGGAAAUGAAAACUGCCCCCGUGGGGCUUCAGAAUGGAUGGUUUACCAGUAAACUAGAGCUAUACAAUCUCCAGCACAGUCUCAGCACAGAAACGAUGGUGGUCAUGGGGCUCUCCAUAGCUAUUUCCUUUGUGGUGCUGCUGCUCACUACCUGGAACGUUCUCCUUAGCGUUUUCUCUGUCACUGCCAUUGCAGGCACUGUCCUGGUAACCGUUGGCCUUUUAGUCCUCUUGGAAUGGCAGCUCAACGCAGUGGAGUCUCUCUUCAUUUCAGCUGCAGUAGGUCUCUCCGUUGACUUUACCGUCAACUACUGCAUCUCCUAUCAUCUGUGCCCCCACUCAGACCGCCUGAGCCGAGUGGCCUUUUCCCUCAAGCAGAUGAGCUGUGCCACAGCCAUGGCAGCUUCUGCUCUCUUCGCUGCAGGGGUCAUUAUGUUGCCUGCGACGGUCCUGGCAUAUAGGAAGUUGGGGAUAUUCAUCAUGAUGAUCAAGUGUAUCAGCUGUGGGUUUGCCAGCUUCUUCUUCCAGUCACUGUGCUGCUUCUUCGGCCCAGAGAAGAACUGCGGGCAGAUCCUUUGGCCUUGUGCCCACACCAUGAAAGACUAUUCCGAUGACUCCGGGCUGAAUGGAAGCUUUGCCUGUGGGGGGAGUGAGAAGCAAAACCGGUUGCGGAAGGUCCAGGAGUCCAACACUGCAAACGAGCAAUAUGAGCUCCAGCCCUUGUCCAGAAAACUCAGCGACAGUUUUGACAACAGCACUUCCACAAGCAAGCUGUCCAACCGGCCGUCAGUGCUCUCUGAAGACACGCAAGUUGAAGAUAACAGAUGCCCCAGGAUAGGAAUGACAGAGAGAGACAGAGAGAGACAGAAUCUGCAGGAGACCCUUGGAGACCAGCAGGCUGACCUGUGCCAGUGUCCUGCCUUGCAAACUUCCUCUCCGUACAAGCACAGCAGCUCAGGAGCAGAAAUUCACAGGGACAGACUCUGCCGAGAUUGUCAAUGUCGAAAAUAUGGCCCGAAAGCUUGGGAUGGGUCUGGGCUGGACCAUAUCCAGCCGGCUGGCAUGCAAGAAGAAGGGCAGCUCAAUAAAUCACAGUGCUCUAGUGACACUGCCCAGCAGCAGUCGGAUUAUACCUCAGACAACAGCCAUCUCCCUGCUGCUGACAUCUACAAAAUUCACAGAUGCCUUUGUUCUCUUGGCAGCUCCUUCGACAUGCUCAACAUCUCCAGUGAGACGUCGAUUAGUGAUUUUGAGCAAGGCCUAAAGCUUGCUGAAUCAGCCAGUUCUUGUCCUGAUGUCUUAGAGCUGUCUGAUUCGUACAGUCAAACAGAGAGAGGUUACUUGAACGGCAAGAGAGAUACCCUGCGGCUGGACCUGAGGGAGACUGUCUUUGAUAUCUCUCCAGCUGCAUCGCAGCAGAACAGCUCUUCAUGGAAAAACCGAUACGGAUUAGGGAGCGAAGGUCCAGUUGUGUUACCGAACAGCCAACCAGACAUGCCCGAUGUUUGGAUCAAACGAUCUAGCGCACAAAGUUCUGGUUACAACAGCUGAAACUCUGCAGAAAACAAACUGUCCCGCUAUGGAAAGGGGAAGUCGAAAUCUCCCUGGAACUGUAAAUAUCCGUCUUUUCCUCCCACCUCUCCUAGAGCUGAGACUACUUCUUAGUAUGUCAGCUGUGCAAAUACCUGUGUUUUCACAGAACCAGCAAAUCUGAUACUAGUGAGAGGAUGUGAGAUCAAUCUUGAUGGAGUACAAACCCUUUGACUUUCCAGUGUCUGGUGCCACAUUCACAGCUGUACUGCAAAACUUAUUGAGUAAACCUGUUUUCUCAUUUCCUACAACGUGAUUAGAUUUUGUUUUCUUGUCAUGGUCACAUAGGAGGGAAAUAAUGGGGAUAUUUAACAGAUAUUUAACAACAGAGAAAGAGAGCUCAUGUAAAAAAUAAAAAUAAAAAAUCUCAAACCCACAACUAUUGAAAGUCUAGAUAUCAAGUGAAGAGUGUAUUGUUAAUAAUAAAAGAAAGUAAUUUUCUACUCAAUCAGAAACUGCUUUAUGUGAAGUCCAGGUUCAUGGAUCUCAUAAAAAUAGUUCAAAUACAAAAAAAUCUUACCGAGACUUCUGAGUUGAUACAGUCUCAUACUGAUCACGGAGGAGGCUGCAGAAUCCAGCCCAAAUCUAUUUUCAGUAACAAUUUCAGUUGGUUUUAUCAGAAGAAAUUCUAGUACUGCCAAAGAUUUUCAGUGCGAGAUUUCUCCUCUGAGAAAAGUGUCCCCGUCCCCUCAGUGACUCGAGUGCUUUUGUGUGUCGUCUUCAUAGCUUGUUUCCACUCAAGGCAUUCCCCACAAACAUGUAACUUUUUAAAAUUUGCAUAUCUGGUGCAUCUUGAAUUUUACAUUUUUUCUCUACCAGAAACAAACAGGAAAACAAGCACUUCCUUGCCUUUAUCUGUUUAAAAAGAGAAAACGUUCUCUAUACAAGUUGACAUAAAAUAAACGCUUAUG
Chroicocephalus ridibundus (black-headed gull) is the source of this 6378-nucleotide messenger RNA. It is a transcript of the gene DISP2, whose product is annotated as dispatched RND transporter family member 2. Gene Ontology annotation, molecular function: transmembrane transporter activity. Gene Ontology annotation, cellular component: membrane. Lineage: Eukaryota; Metazoa; Chordata; Aves; Charadriiformes; Laridae. Gene Ontology annotation, biological process: smoothened signaling pathway. Bases 1457 to 5428 code for a protein of 1323 amino acids. The transcript has 7 exons. The record is from RefSeq and is a predicted model, not a curated record.